GGCGCGAGGGGUCCCGGCUUGUUGAUGCCCGGUUUUCUGUAGGAUCCCAAAAAGCGAAUCAGUUGGCUGGUACCCUCAGCGACUAUACACAGUACUAGCUUGCUUGUAGAUUAUAUAUCUUGCCAAGUUGGCUCAUCUCUCUUCCCAUACGCCUGUCAUUUCCCAUUUCAAAAGUUAUACAACUGCUCUCAUCUUCUUUUCUUUUGCCCCCCAAUAUAUUCAUGGAUCUUCUCAUGAUAUUUUACUCUCUCGCUAUAUUCUACCUCGUUUUCUUGGUGUGGAAGAUAUUUGAUGAUCGGAGAGACGGGGAGUGCUAUAUCCUAGACUACCAGUGCUACAAGCCAAGCGAUGACCGAAUGCUCAACACCAAGCAGUCGGGGGAGAUCGUGUUUAGGAACACGAAUCUUGGGCUCCUGGAGUACAAGUUCCUCUUGAAAGCUAUCGUGAGCUCAGGCAUUGGGGAGCAGACUUACGGCCCAAGGGUCAUCUUCGAGGAAAGGGAGGACAGCCCGGCUCUCGAGGACGGGAUCUUAGAGAUGGAGGAAUUCUUCUACGAUAGCAUUGGGAAGCUCCUAGAUCGCUCCUGUGUUUCGCCUUCGGAGAUUGAUGUGCUCGUGGUCAACGUGUCCAUGCUCGCCUCGGUCCCUUCACUCUCUUCUAGGAUUAUUAAUCACUAUAAAUUAAGAGACGACAUCAAGGUGUUCAAUCUUAGUGGAAUGGGGUGUAGUGCAAGUCUUAUUUCGGUUGAUGUAGCGCGGAACAUUUUUAAAUCCUACAAAAAUGUGCAUGCACUCGUUGUGACCUCCGAGUCUUUAAGUCCGAACUGGUAUUCCGGCAAUGACAAGUCGAUGAUCCUUGCAAACUGCCUUUUCCGGACGGGUGGAUGCGCCAUGCUCCUGACCAACAAGAGGACCUUGAAGGACCGUGCCUUGUUCAAGUUGAAGUGCCUCGUGAGGACCCACCAUGGCGCAAGGGAUGAAUCGUAUGGAUGCUGCAUACAGAUGGAGGAUGACCAGGGACGGCCCGGGUUCUACUUGGGCAAGAUCCUCCCAAAGGCUGCCACUCAAGCUUUCAUUGACAAUCUCAGGGAAAUAGCACCGAUGAUAUUGCCCGUGUCGGAGCUGCUCCGCUAUGGGAUCCUAUCAAUGAUCCGAAAGAUGAGAAGCGGCUCCGCGAAGGUGGAAGCUCCGAAGCCCAUGAUCAACUUCCAGACGGGGGUCGACCACUUCUGCAUCCACACUGGUGGGAAAGCUGUGAUCGAUGGGAUCGGACUGAAUCUCAAGCUGAACGAGUAUGACCUGGAGCCUGCAAGGAUGACGCUCCACCGUUUUGGGAACACGUCGGCGAGCAGCCUUUGGUACGUGCUUGCUUACAUGGAAGCAAAGAGGAGGUUAAAGAAAGGUGACAAGGUGCUGAUGAUAAGCUUUGGGGCAGGGUUUAAGUGCAACAGUUGCCUGUGGGAGGUGGUAAGGGACUUGGGAAGUGGGAAUGUGUGGGAAGAUUGCAUCGACGGCUACCCGCCUAAAACCCUAGUCAAUCCUUUCAUGGAGAAGUAUGGUUGGAUCAACCUGCAAUGAUCCGAGCUUCGUAUUCAGCGAUCAUAAUAUAUCAAAUAUGUCUUCUCGGAUCCAAUGAUAUAUGACGAUCUCAGGUUCAGCAGUGACCCGUCAUAGUCACACAGAAGGAUAUACAAGUUCCCUUAAUUUCAAUGUGGCAUUGUUCUUAUAUUCAGGGAAUUUAUCCAUCAUAUUGUCACUAGAUUUGGCUAAUGUUACUGAUGCAAUUUCAGCUGUAUCGCUAUAAGUUCUUUUCCCCAAAGAUAUAUUAAUUAUUGCGUCUAUUUAUGGAA
Messenger RNA from Punica granatum (pomegranate), 1849 nucleotides. NCBI's taxonomy places the organism in Eukaryota, Viridiplantae, Streptophyta, Magnoliopsida, Myrtales, Lythraceae. The record is from RefSeq and is a predicted model, not a curated record.